UUCUGUUGUGGCUGUAUUGAAUUGUGCUUGUGCCUGCCACCUGCAUGUAAUACUGUUCCUGAUUCCUGCUCUACUCCUCCACCCAACACUAUUCCUAAUUCCUGCCUCAGCUUCUGUUCCCCCUGUGCUCCUCCUCCAGGCUUAAUCCUUGCUUCUCCUCCAGUUGCUGCCCUUAUGCCUCGCCCCUGAUCCUCAUUUACCAGUCCUGGCUCUGACCCCAGCCUCCAAUUUAUGACUCUGGCUUGACCCUUGUCUCUGGCAUUUGGUAUCUGACCUUGGCUCUGACUUUCAGCUUCAAUUCCUGGCUCUGGUCUCACCCUUGGCUCUGGUAACUGGUAGUUGACUCUGGUGCUGACCCUUGGCUUUGUUCCCUAACCUGGAUGCCUGCUCCACCACUAGACCUGACUCCUGCUCUGACUGCUAGACAAGACCACCUGCCUCCUGGUCCAUAACACUCAUCAUCUUGCCACAAAUGGAUUAAUGGAAAGGCUUAUCCAGACAUUCAAGCAAGCGAUUUGCGCUAUGGUAGUUCACAGCACAAGAGAGACCAGAAGAAAAAAAAAUCCUGGUGGUUUUUACUCCUGGAUAAAUGGUGAACAAAAGAGAUACCACUGGUCUUAGGGAAAACUGGAAUCCUCCUGGGACUUGCUUGUAAUAACUGAUGUGUGGCUGCAUUAUUCUGGGGGUCUCUAUCUGGAUGCGUGUAAGCAAAGCUGCUCAGGAGGAUCUCAAUUUAGAUAGUAGCCUGUUUUCAGCUGUUGACCUGAUGAUAGCAGUGGGCUCCAUCAUUAUGGUCCUUGGUUUCCUGGGGUGCUGUGGUGCAAUGAAGGAAAGUCAGUGCAUGCUGAUCUUGUUUUUUAUUGGACUGCUUUUGAUCCUGAUUCUUCAGGUCGUAGCAGGUAUUUUGGGAGCAGUGUAUAAGUCUCAGAUAGAAACAACACUUAACAAGACUCUUUUCGAGGAGGCAAAGAAGUUGCAAGCUGUCACUCAGGAUUCUCAAGUAUUUCAAGAGAAGUUUCAGAAGUUUGAGAAAAUGAAUCAGUGCUGUGGUUUGGUGAAGGGAUAUGAAGACUGGGGAAGCAAUUUUAAUUCUCCUUAUGGUAAUUUUAAGAUCUGUGAGUGUGCACAGAAAGACCAAAAUACAGAUCUCUGCAUCUUUUAUUCUAACAGAUAUAUUUAUAAAAAGCCUUGUAGCGUUGUGGUAAUUGAUUUCUUCAAACACCAUAUGGUCAUACUCAUGGGGAUCGCAUUUGGACUGGCAUUUAUUGAGAUUGUUGGUUUGGGGUUUUCGAUGAGCCUGUACUGUCAGAUCCAGAGAAAAUGAAACAAUGGAAGUGUCAGAACUAUGUCCUCAGCCAAAUCAAAACUUGUAUAGUUAGAUAGGUAUUUGGCUUGCCACAUUUAAAUAAAUACACACAUGUCACAAGCAGCUGUUUUGAUAAAAGCAGCA
Molecule: messenger RNA, 1450 nt
Organism: Mauremys reevesii (Reeves's turtle)
Lineage: Eukaryota; Metazoa; Chordata; Testudines; Geoemydidae
Gene: TSPAN8
Product: tetraspanin 8
Exons: 9
Coding region: 662-1324 (220 amino acids)
Cellular component (GO): membrane
Source: RefSeq, a predicted model, not a curated record